Trichoplusia ni (cabbage looper) is the source of this 6846-nucleotide messenger RNA. RefSeq names its product ABC transporter C family member 13. NCBI's taxonomy places the organism in Eukaryota, Metazoa, Arthropoda, Insecta, Lepidoptera, Noctuidae. The record is from RefSeq and is a predicted model, not a curated record. Bases 260 to 5050 code for a protein of 1596 amino acids. Gene Ontology annotation, cellular component: membrane. Gene Ontology annotation, biological process: transmembrane transport. Gene Ontology annotation, molecular function: ABC-type transporter activity; ATP hydrolysis activity; ATP binding. The transcript is spliced from 22 exons.
AGUAAUUAGAGUAUUUCUUUGAAGUUAAGUCAACCGGUCGUGAAAUAAUAAAUAUCUAAAUAAAUAGAGAGACCUACAUUACUCUUAGCUAAUUAAACUUAACGUGUAUUUUAUUAAACUAGUGACAUAAAAGGACAUUAUUGUACGUAGAAUAAAGGAAUAUCCAAGGAAAUGUGUAAAAUACUCGACAACAAUGAACAAAGUGUUUCAAUAACACAUUUUGAUUAUUGAUAAAAGCUAGAUAAUCAAACAAUUUAAAAUGUUGUGGCGUUGGGAAGACAUGUGCGGGCCCCAAGGCUUGAGACCGUGGAAUGACGUUACGAAAGACUUCGGACAGUGCUUCCAGGAGCUAUUUUUUCAUAUUCCUGUAUAUUUUCUAAUUGCAAUUAUAUCUGGAUACUAUGUUGGAUACAGAAAGGAUUGGGUGGUCCGUGAAAAGACACAGGAACGAGCAAUAGUCUUCCGCAGUUUCGUAGUAUUAGCAUUAGUGUUCAUUCCAAUAAUUGAGUUGUAUGUUUUGAUUACUAAGCCUGGUUUUGUUUUGUAUCCUGUGGAUUACUUCUCGGCCGGCGCGGCUUGCCUGGCUUGGUUGUUCCAUUUCGGAUAUGUGUUAGCACUCAAACACAGGCUGGGCCAGAGCUCCCGUGGCCCUACUUCUCAGCUUAUGAUGUGGAGUUUUACUGUUGUCGUGAAUUUAAUUACACUGAGAAGCAAUAUUAUGACGGGUUCAACUUUAGGAUUUAACAUUGCUACAUUGUGUUGCCAUGCUCUGUAUUUCGUCAGUCUACUUCCAUCAAGUAAUUCUAGGCCUACAUUCUAUUCACCAUGUCUUGUUGGCUCCCAGCACUCACAUAGUGAGUACACACCAUUGCUUCCACACAUGGAUGAAGGAAUACUAGGGACAGCAAUGCAAGGAAAUAGCUGGUUAUCAAAGUUAUUGUUUUCAUGGGUGGAUCCUCUCCUCCAAAAAGGAUUGGAGAACAAAUUGCAUGACCCGGAAGAGCUGUUUGAUGUACCAGCAAAGUAUUGUUGUUCAUAUGUGGGAGCAAAAAUGGACAGAUCUCUUAUUGGCAAUGUAGAUAAUUUUCAACAAUAUGAAGAUGUACCUCAUGAACCAUUCAUAGGAUCAGGCUAUGGAGCAACAGGCGAAACAGCAACACAACCACCUGUGAGCACCCCAGUUACACCGACUUUGCGUGUCCUAGUGCGAUCCCCGCGGCGACAGAAUGUCUCCUUGCUAAGAGCUCUACACUCAUGCUUUGGCCUACAAUUUUACAGUAUUGGUAUUCUUAAGCUAGUGUCUGACAUGGCUGGAUUUGCUGGCCCAAUAUUACUAAAUUAUCUUAUUAAAUUUGUUGAAGAUGAGAGCAUUGAUCAACAUUUAGGUUAUGUGUAUGCUGGCAGUCUUUUGGCGGCUACAUUGAUGUCUGCCUUAUUUAACACGCAUUUCAACUGGUUAAUGUCAAUAGUGGGUCUAAAAAUGCGUGGCGCGAUAGUUGCUACAAUACUCAGAAAGACUCUCAGCGUGACAUCCACAGAACUUACUAAUAAAUUCUCGAUAGGUGAAAUCACGAAUUUUAUGUCGACUGACACGGAUAGAAUUGUGAACUCCUGUCCAAGUUUUCAUGCGCUUUGGAGCAUCCCAUUACAAUUAUUCAUAACACUCUUUCUUCUCUACCAACAAGUGGGCUUAUCAUUUUUAGCUGGUGUAACAUUCUCUGUGAUAUUAAUACCAAUAAACAAAGUGAUUGCCAACAAGAUUGGUCAGCUAAGUACUGAGCUGAUGAAGCACAAAGAUUCUCGUAUCAGUUUAAUUAGUGACCUGCUGAAAGGAAUAAGGGCUGUAAAGGUUCAUGUUUGGGAGUCAUACUUUAUUGAUAGAGUGUCAGAAGUACGAAAGGAAGAGUUACGUUACUUACGCGGUCGUAAGUAUCUGGACGCGAUCUGCGUUGUGUUAUGGGCGACAACGCCAGUAUUCGUAGCGGCGUUGACGUUCGGCACUCAUGCGCUCAGAGGGAUACAGCUCGAUGCACCAACUGUUUUUACAACAGUAGCACUUAUUAAUAUGCUGAUAGCGCCGCUAAACGCUUUUCCAUGGGUACUAAAUGGCCUAACAGAAGCUUGGGUAUCCAUAAAACGUAUUCAAAAGCUGUUAGAUCUUCCAGAUAUGGACGCAGAACUUUAUUACGACCGCGUCAACAAAAAUCAUGAUGAAGAUAAAAUAAUCAUAUUUAAGAAUGCGACCUUUGCCUGGGCCAAGCCUUUAAAAAAGAAAAAGCCGCCAAAGAAGUCUAAGAAAAACAAGGGCAAGUCUAAAAAGAGGUUGUCAAGAGGUAGCAUACAAAGGCGCGAUUCAACUUCGUCAUCAGAACAGUUGGUUCGAGAUGAGCCUUUUAUGUUAAAAGAUAUUAACUUAGAAAUCGGUAAAGAAGAGUUGAUAGGUAUUACCGGUGUCGUUGGAAGUGGAAAAUCCUCAUUAUUGCAUGCGAUCAUUGGAGAUAUGAUGAAGAAAAACGGUGACUUACAGAUACCAGAGAAUCUCAGCAGUUUCGGUUAUGUAUCUCAAAAACCGUGGCUGGUACGAGGCACAAUUCGAGACAAUAUUCUUUUUGGUAAACCAUACGAUGAAGCGAAGUUCCGUACCAUUGUGGACGCUUGUGCACUUACUGAGGAUUUGAACGUGCUCGGAUGGAACGCUUACGCGGGCGAAGGCGGGUGUACGCUAAGCGGAGGCCAAAGAGCUCGGAUAGCACUAGCUCGUGCUGUGUACCAAGAUAAACAAGUGUACUUGCUGGACGACGUGCUAGCGGGCGUGGACAGUUCGGUAGCGCAGCACAUAAUGCAGCGCUGUAUCCUGGGCCUGCUGCGGCACACCACGCGCGUGCUGGUCGCGCACUCGCCCAGACACCUGGCGCGCGCCAACAGGACCGUGCUAUUGAGCGAGGGACGGAUUAUCAGGCAGGGUCCUCCUGAAGCGGUAUUGAAUGACAUCGAAGAUUUCAUGCCAAGUGACACGGAGUCUUUAGGUGAAGAACCCCCGCGCCCGCAAGAUCCAGAACUUGAGGAUAAGGAUAAUGUUAGCAGGAACAGCCUGGAUGACGAGGAAUCUAUGACUCAAGGAUCUGUUGGUUGGAGAGUAUUGGGCCUGUACUUACGAGCAGUCGGAGUAUUCUUAUCCAUAGCCAUAUUCCUUUCACUAGUUCUAAUGCAACUCUCACAGAACUUCACAUUCCUCUGGCUCACGUAUUGGGUUAAGAACAAACCGAAAAACUCCACUUCAUUACACGAGAUCGACUUAACAGAACAUGUUACAGAAAAGACUUCUGUGCUAGAUCACGGUGUACUAGCUAUUGACAAUAUAAUACACAAAAUAAUUAACACUACGAUACUGUUAUUGAAAAAUAGUAACACAAAUGAAACGUAUCACAAAAUGGAGAAUUUGGGCAAUCAGCAGUACACGUUACUUGGAGUCACUGGGAAUAAUACGCCUGUGUACACAGAUAACUUCUAUUUAGAGGUGUACUUUGGGUUGGCGGGAUUAAACUUAGUGUUCACGAUAAUGAGAGCAUUUUUAUUUGCGUACGGUGGAGUGAAAGCCGCGUCCUCGAUACAUAAACUUCUACUGAGGGUUAUAAUUGAGGCUAAAGUGAAGUUUUUCGAUGUAACACCGGUGGGCCGCAUUGUGAACAGAUUCUCAUCAGAUACAUACACGAUCGAUGAUUCCUUGCCUUUCAUAUUAAACAUAUUUUUGGCGCAAAUAUUUUCGUUGGUUGGAGCUGUGGCAGUAACUCUAUAUGGCCUGCCCUGGCUCGGGAUUGGUGCUGUGCCUCUAGUAUUUAUUUACUACCGUCUCCAGCGGCGGUAUCGUGUCACAUCGCGGCAGCUAAAACGACUGCAAAGCGUGACGCUAUCGCCCGUAUAUACACACUUUAAUGACACUCUUGAUGGUCUGGACACGGUGCGCGCGCUGGGCGCGGGCGGCGCGUGGGCGGGGCGCGGCGCGGAGCUGGUGGAGGCGUGGCAGCGCGCCGCGCUGAGCGCCGCCGCGGCCGCGCAGUGGCUGGCGCUGCGCCUGCAGGCCGCCGCCGCCGCCGCCGUGGCCGCCGCCGCGCUGCUGGCCGUGCUGCAGCGCACGCUGCACGCCGCGGACCCCGGUCUCAUCGGUCUCGCUAUAUCUUAUGCCCUGUCAAUGACAUCAAUGUUGAGCAACGUGCUGAACUCCUUUACGGAAACGGAACGGGAAAUGAUUGCUGUCGAGCGCUGUCGAGAAUAUCUCAAGGUAGAGGGCGAAAAUAUCUACGGCGAUGCUCCUCCUUACGGCUGGCCUUCACAGGGCGUCAUUGAGUUUGAUAAAGUCUCCCUUAAAUUUAGUGAUCGCGAAAGUGCGGUUAUGGCACUAGAAGACGUAUCAUUCUCCACUCACCCCGGCGAAAAGUUAGGCGUGGUGGGUCGCACGGGUGCUGGCAAAAGUUCCCUUCUGACCGCGCUGCUACGCCUUGCACCGCUUACGGGUGGACGAGUGCUUAUUGAUGGUGUCGAUAUCUCUACGCUUCAUCUGCAUUCUCUCAGAACGCGGGUAGGCGUGAUACCGCAGGAUCCGUUUAUAUUCACGGGUAGUAUACGUGAGAACUUGGACCCACUCCGUCAGUACCUGGACAUAGACGUGUGGCGUGCUAUCGACGCGUGCGGGCUGCGGGGCCUGGUGGCCGACCGCGGGGGACUCAACGCUAGCGCCGACAUCACGCAGAUGUCGCGCGGACAUGCGCAGCUGCUGUGCGUCGUGCGGGCCUUGUUGCAUAGACCAAAGAUCCUGCUUGUAGACGAAGCAACAGCGAACUUAGACCAGGAAGCGGAACGCUUAAUCUUAGACGCGAUUCGGUGUUCUUUCGGCGGGUCCACGGUAGUGUACGUAGCGCACAGGCUGGUGGGCGUGCUCGAGUGCGCGCGCGUACUCACCAUGGCCGGCGGACACGUGCAAGAGCUUAUAGCACCCGAUGACGCUCUGGCUGAUCAGAAUACACACCUAUAUCACCUUAUGUACGGAUCAUAAAAUCAUAAAACUUUCUAGAAUUGUAAAAAAUAGUAACCUUUUCAAUUGCUAAGAAAGUGUUUCCUUGGAGUUAAGCUUAUGUCAUUCCAUUCAAUUCUAGCACGAAUAAUUGGUCUCGCUACAAUCUUUAUGAGGCAUUUAUACAAGUCUAAAUUAUAGCAGUGCUUUAUGCUUCUGUAACAUCGAAAUAAUGAAAAAAAAUGCUAGUUUAAAAAGAAAUUCACUAGAUUAGAAAAAUAACAUUACAUAACACUACACGUACUCUUCACAGUUUUGUUAGAUCAGCUGACUUGAUAUUCGGUAUUGUACCAUUUCUGUUUUUAUUAUAUUAUGGUACACUAGUGAAACUUAAGAUUAUUCUAGAAGGUGAGAUGUUAACCUCAUGUGAUUAUUACGCCUUUUAAUAUUUGAUAGGAAAUAAUUAUUUUAACUUGUUUUAUGCUAGAGAUUUAUAUUUGUGUUUGUGAUAAGUAUUUAAUUCUGUACUGUUACAUGACGACGUAUCGCAAUAUGAUUAUAUACUUACGGCAACCAGACGCGAUAAACCGUACUUCGUUUGUGAUACGAUAAUAAGAUAAAUAUUUGCGUCAAACCGCAUAGGAAACAACAUGUGACAAAGACUUCAUCCAAAAAAAAUGAUUGUAUCAAUAUAAGAAGUGAUAUUCAAUUGCCAAUUAGUUAUUUGGGAUUUAUGUUAAUUAUUAUUAGGUAGUACAAGACUGAGAUAAGUCUAGUCGCUAAUCGUUUUCAUCGAAGUAAAAAUGUAACUCAAUAUUGUGAAAUGUUUCCAAAGACAUAAGUAAAUUUGAAAAUCAUAUUUAAAUAAUCGUGUAGUACUAGAGCAAUUAUUAAAAAUUCGUAAAUCACUAUCAUUAGUUCAUUUCUUUGCUUCAAAUAUUGUGUGAAUUAUUUAUUAGAAUGUGGAAAUAACUUUCUACUUUUGCUGAACUCAUUUACAUAAGUCUUCAGUCAUUAGCUGUUUCUGAGGAUCUCUCUUUUCUUAAGAAGGGUAUGCUUUUUCCGAAGUUAUGAAUAAAAAAAAGUUAUCAAAGCUCAGUGGUCUCUUAAACUCCCCAUCACCCUGAAUUUCGCAUUUUACCCCAAGAUUUACCUUGCACUGAUCAAAUAAAUUGUAAAAUCAUGACUCUCUGACAAAAUGCCGCUGAGUUUCGAUCUCUAAAUUAGUCAUCACUCAUGAAAUAAAUUUCCUAACAUGUCAAUCAGCAUCGUAUUAUCUAAUGUUAAGGUUUUAGGCAUAGUAUGUUACUUAUGAGAGUAUUUUUAUAAUAUUUAGUAAUAUAUAAAUGUUUGGUUAGGAUUAUUUUAAAAGGAACAGCGACUUAUUCCAUUAUUCGUAUCAAUUGUAAGUUUUGUUUUAGGUGUUCUAUAAUUAUUUGGGUAUGUUUCCACGCCAGUUAAUAGUAAAAUUAUUUUGUUACGAAAUCUAAAUUACAUUGAGAAUAACUAUUUUGUGAUAAAUCCGAAUGAGUUCUUGUGAUGUAUUCUUGCGUAUUUAUAUUCAAGUAUACGUAGUUUUCGCAUUCGUAAUAAAGUCUCUACAAAGCCAAUUUUAAUUAAAGGUGUUAGAUUCGUUUUGGGCUAAAUUCAUAUGAAUAAAAGAUCUUGGUACAAAGGCUAGUCUGUUCCAAUGAGUAUCUAUCAACAUAUCGACAUUCUCUUUACUGUUAUAGAUGCGAAAGUUACGUAGAUUUAGAGAGAAAUCGAUGUUACUCGUAAUUAUUGUAAGAUUUAAGAUACUAUUUUUUUUUCAAUAUUAAAAUAUAUUUUAUAGAUUA